AUUUUAGAGAGAAUUUUUGGGUUUUUGUAUAUUUAGGAACGAAGAAGAAGAUCAAAUCCUUCAAACCAGUGAAUGAUCAUUUUAUCAGUGAAUCUGAUCGGCUUUUGAGAAUCCCCAAUACGUGUACUGUUCAUCGUUAUGGGGCUAUGGCUGUUCAAAAUCUCUGUCUUCAAGCAAAAGUUACAUUUGGUCCAUGGAUUCUAUUGUAACUUUGACAGAGAAAGACUAUUAAGAAAGAGAUGGUGAGCAGACUAACUCCAUCACGAUUCCUACAAUUAUACGUAUGACCAAUCUACUGUUUUUCAAUCACACGCAGGAACGCAUUAUUAUUAUUAUUAUUAUUAGUCGGAAUUCCGCUCUAGUUCGUGAAGAGGUUAUCCGAGAAGAAGCUUGGAGAAGAAUAAUCGGCGAUGAAUGGUGGGGUAUAAAUGAAGAACCCAUUACAAUCUAUUACAUGGGUAUGCAUUUUAUAGACUCGUUAGUGCAAAAAAGUAUAAUAGGCGAUGGAUGGUGGGAUCUUUGUGUUGAAUCAGGUGGAAACAUAGCUAUUGAAUUUGAAUCAGUUGCUAGAAAGGGAGUCAAAAUGGUCUAUGUAAAUGUAAUGCCAAGUGGCUCAUUGCAAUUAAGGAGUAUAAUCUGCUUUACAUUCAGUUCUUGCAUCGGCUCACACCCUUCUAAACCCCAAAUUUCUACCUUUUCAACAACCAUCCUCUUAACCCAUUUCAUAUAUAUAUAUCAACGCUGUUCUUCAUUAGCCCUAAAGCUUAUCUGCCUCCAGCGGCUGCUAUCAGAUUUUAUGGAGGAGACUGGACAACAAAAUCUCGUAGUGCUGCCUAAAAUAGGAGAGGAUGAGAGUUACUAUGAAUGUGUUGACAAUGGAGGAGAUCUUGUAUGUUGUGAUAUUUGCUCAAACGUUUAUCAUCUAUGGUGCCAUAACCCACCUCUAGAGCAUGUUCCUUCGGGAGAGUGGCGAUGCUCAAACUGCAAGGAGAGUAAUCCUUCAGUAUAUGCUGAUGAUAAAAUAGAGCAGGAUGUUAAAAUCUCGAAAAUGGGAAAGGCGCCUAUUGCACCUCUUAAUAGGGAUGGUGUUGAUGAAGCCUGUGUGACUAGAAAAGAGGAGACAUGCAGUGAAUUGGACCAUCUUAAAGUUUAUAGAAGAACCAGGUUCAAGCUGCAAGCCAGGAAAGAGGAGGAUGUUAAAAAGAAUAAGAGUGAAGCAAAUGAGCGGAGAAAUCUUCUCGCUGAAGAAGUAACUGGGACUUUUCCGAACCUUUCAAACAUGAAUACUAUCACAUCGAAACUUGACUGUGAAGAUAAGCCAACAGGAAAGGAUAAGGGCGAGAUCACGCCUCUUGAUUUGCUUGCUGAUGUCUGCACAAACCCUCUGUACAAAAAUAUACGUGAAAUGCCUGCCAUUAAAAAAGCAUUUGAUUCAAAUAAAAAAUCAGCUAUUAUGGACAAGAAAAGUGCACUGAGAAACACUUCCCGGUUCCCCGUGCAAUAUUUGGAAACAAAGACAAAGGAACAUGAUAAAGAAGACAACUGGCCGUUCGAAGAUGAACUGAAUUCACUUUGGAUUGGAGUCCGUAAGCAUGGACAAAGCUCCUGGGAAACUAUCCUCAAUGACCCAACAUUGAAAUUUUCCUAUUUCAGGACUCCAACUUCCUUAGCAAAGAGGUGGUGGAGAGUUGAAAGACAGAAAGUUCAACCUGAAAUUAUUCAGGUCCCUCGUAUUUAUAGGAAAAGAUCAUCUAGUUCGGAUAGCUCGUCCCUACUGUCUAAGAAACUAUCUCAAGAUCCCGAUACUGGCAAGGAUGAAUCUGAAUAUGAAAGUAAUUAGUUCUAUAAGGAAAGAAUGCCAAGAUUUUACUUUAUUGGUUAAAUUAUCAGAUUGUUGCAUCAUCUUUAUACCUUAUAACUUAUUUUCCUGUCAACUUGGAUGAAGAUUUUUUUAUGGUUUUGAUUAGAUUUGAUCUUAGACUAUGUUUGGAACUGUAAAAUCGGAUUUGAAUUCAAACUCCAAUUCUAUGAAUUUUAAUAUAUUUAAAAGUUAAAG
Messenger RNA from Impatiens glandulifera, 2056 nucleotides. RefSeq names its product tyrosine-protein kinase BAZ1B-like. The transcript is spliced from 10 exons. The record is from RefSeq and is a predicted model, not a curated record. The coding region runs from base 284 to 1840 and encodes 518 amino acids. Lineage: Eukaryota; Viridiplantae; Streptophyta; Magnoliopsida; Ericales; Balsaminaceae.